UUGAGUAAGCGAGACAGGUUUGAGGACGUAGCAACAGGGUUAUGAGGCAGCAGGGGAGAAUCGGCAGGGCUCUUUUAGCGGGAUAUUUGGCAGUGACUUUAGCCGGAAGGCAGCUCUCGUUUGGGUGCGAAACACUUAGCGAAAAGCACGUGUUUUUGAACAGAGCUUACGGGACCUGUGUCACGAUGGCUGAAGAGGCGAAGAAGCGUGCUGGUAUCAUAGCGGUGGACAACCACGUCCAGAACAACCAAGUGGUAGGAGUAGGAAGUGGCUCUACCAUUGUUUACGCUGUGGACAGGCUGGCGGAGAGGGUUCGCCAGGAGAAGCUCAACAUCGUGUGUGUCCCCACGUCUUUCCAGGCCCGACAGCUCAUCCUUCAGCGCGGCCUCACCCUCUCAGACCUCGACCGACACCCAGAGCUGGACGUGGCCAUCGAUGGGGCAGAUGAAGUGGACUCUGCACUCACCCUGAUCAAGGGAGGAGGGGGCUGUUUGACUCAGGAGAAAAUUGUGGCUGGCUGUGCCAAACACUUCAUCGUCAUCGCUGAUUUCAGGAAGGACUCCGCACACCUGGGCCAGCAGUGGAAGAAGGGCGUGCCCAUCGAGGUCAUCCCCAUGGCCUACGUGCCCGUUACCAGGGUGAUCGUGCGGCGCUUUGGCGGGGAGGUGGCCCUACGCAUGGCCGUCAGUAAAGCGGGCCCUGUGGUGACGGAUAACAGCAACUUCAUCCUGGACUGGAAGUUUGAGAAGCAGCACAACUGGAAGGAGGUCAACACUGCCAUAAAGAUGAUCCCAGGAGUGGUGGAGACGGGUCUGUUUGUAAACAUGGCGGAGAGGGUGUACUUUGGGAUGGAGGAUGGAAGCGUGCGUACCAGAGACCCCCCGAUACACUGAGUAGCCUCUUCCUCUCUGACCUCUGACCCCACCCUACUCUCACCAGCAUUCCACCCGAAGUGCCACAGACCCCCCCCCCCCCCCCCGUCCUGAGGCCUGCCUCUGCUGCUCUGCAGAAACCGUCAGAAACAUCCUGCUCAUCCUCUCCCGCUCAACACGCUACGUUAAUCAUCCACCUCACGUCUUUUAGCUUUAUCCGGAGGGGUGAUCUUCAGCGCGGGUCCAAAGUUUGAACGUUUGGAAAUGUUGUGCUUUCUCUAAGUUUGCCUUGCUGCUCUGGGUUUUACCACGAGCAGCCUGUCCUUUUUCCGUUGCUUCUGUGUGUCUUUGUGCCGUAGGUCUGUGCCGGUUCACUCUCUGUGCCUCUGUGUCCCACAUCGCUCCUCCCACCUCCUCUCGCCUCCUUUCGCCUCCUUCUGGACCCAAGCUCCCAGGACGGUGAAACUACAGAGACCCUUAUACUGUGUGUUUCAGGGAUCGCGUGAUUAUCUGUAAUCGUUACGUUGUAAAGACGUGUAUCUUGUGUACGUUAUGUUACUGUUGUUUCUAAUGUGUGUUUUGUGUCAAGGUAAUCCUGAUACAUCAUCCUCCUUAAUGGGAUACAGGUUCGGUAUCCUACUCAAGUCGCAGUGUAAUUUUGUUUUUGGUUCUGACCCUGUUCAAUCAGUACACUGGUGUAGAUGCUCACCUUGGUCACAUGUACUUUUACUAUGGUACUGAGGAUCGUUCAGGUACGGCUGAGAUGUAAAAUCACUUCUCAGGAUGAGUGAAUGGUGAACAUGGUUAUGGUUGUUACGAUUCUCUCGUCAGAAAAAGGAAUCUGGAGUUAAUGUUUAGCUGUAGCCUUGUGUAACAAAAUCCUUUCAAGAGCAUGUGACACCAGCAUACUGCACCGUCCUGAGAGCGAUCCAGGCUUUCUGUGCGAUUGACGUUUGAUUGGCGCUGUCUGAAAUGUGCCCUUGGCAAGUACAUGAUGUCCCAGAAGACAUCGAGAAAUACGGUGACGUUUUGGGACAGGCCUUUUUCUGAACAUGAAUAUUUAGACAAAAUUGUGUCAGUUGUAUCAGUGAAUGUUAUAAGUGUAUACCUUAAAUAAUGUGCUUGUUUUCAUGAAAAAGUGAAAGAUAAUAGUUUAGCAUUGUAAUUUCACAUAUGGGUGCCUUUUCUUUGCAGCAUGCAGUUUGAACAGAUUAGCUGCUCCUCCGUUUCCUAUUGGCUGAGAGCUGGGUGCUACUGACCUAUCAGGGCUGUGAGGUUGUCUGGUGUUGUCGUCGCUGUUGUGCUUGGGGCGUGGCGUUUCGCUCUCUGCGGCGUGCAGUCUGACGAUGAAGUCUCCACCACGGACCAAAGAGACGCCGUUUGUGUGGAGAACGGGCUUCUGGCUGUGACGCUCUUUCUGUCACACCACUGCAUCUUAUUUCUCUUCUCCAACAGCAAGACUUUGGCCUGCAUUCCGUAAACAUUUAGCUUUCAUUUCAAGUCAGGAUUAAAUGCUAAUAUUUUUUUUGCGGCCUUCACGAGCACUGUUUAGUCAGUUUAACGACCAGCAAAAUUGCCACAUCAAGCUUUAUGAAAGCGAAAAAACAUUUCGAUAAACUUUUGGAAGACAAAUGCUUAUUGAAUGCAGACCUUUGUUGAACUGCUGGUUUUUGGUUUUGCACUACAACCUGGGGCGUCUUGUUUUUGGGGAUGCUUCUUGGAUUUUGAUUGGCUCACCUUCGCAUGGUUGUUUUGACCUUUCGUGGUUAAAAACUGAAGUGCUUUAGUUGAUGUGGAGUGUUCAGUGGGUUGCGCUCCACACUAAUGUAACUGAAUUUGGCUGAAGGAGACUUGUUCACCUUUGACCUCUUGUUACAGUUGUGUGUGAAGAGUCAACGGUGUCGGAAGUAGCUGAAAAAGCAUUUUUCUUUUCUUUAUGAACAUGAAUUUUACUUUUGGGAUUUGUAUUUCCCAACACGUAGUCUUGAAUGCACAAAUUGAGUAUGUAAUUUAAAAUGAAUUCAUAUUUUACAAAAUUGACUUUUUUAUUUUCUUGAAAGUUUUCCAAAUCGUUUUUACGUUCAAAUUUUAAAAUUGAAAUUUUAAAUUCACAUUCAGUUCUGUGGCACUAAUUUCUCUACUUUUGUGCCUCUAACCUGCUGCUUUGAGUUCAUCUGAACUUUAACAUGAGAUUUUGUUGAAUCUGUGGCUCAGGUGCCUACUGUUUGGCCUUCUAACCGCUUGUUUAUUUUCAUUCUUAACUGAGGUUUUUUAUUAGACUAGUAGACAUUUCUGAAUUAUUUUGGCACUAUUGUAUGUAGUGAAUUGAAGAAUUAUUGAACCAGAAAUGAGAACAACCUGUUUUACAACCGUAUGCAAUACAAGACGUGGAACCAA
Molecule: messenger RNA, 3269 nt
Organism: Conger conger (European conger)
Lineage: Eukaryota; Metazoa; Chordata; Actinopteri; Anguilliformes; Congridae
Gene: rpia
Product: ribose 5-phosphate isomerase A (ribose 5-phosphate epimerase)
Exons: 9
Coding region: 42-893 (283 amino acids)
Biological process (GO): D-ribose metabolic process; pentose-phosphate shunt, non-oxidative branch
Cellular component (GO): intracellular membrane-bounded organelle
Molecular function (GO): ribose-5-phosphate isomerase activity
Source: RefSeq, a predicted model, not a curated record